AUGGCUGCGUUGACUCCCUACACGUAUAUCCAAUGCCCAUGCUCCGAUCCUGCCAACCUCUCCCGCCACAGCCACAGCGAUCCGUCGACCCCCAGCGCUCUCGAGGAGCUCGACGCCUUCGAACGGCCCUUCGACCCACGAGCCCCUCGCGCAGCCUACAGCCUGUAUCCCCUCGAGUACCUGCUCUACUGCGAGGACUGCCACCAGAUCCGAUGUCCCAGGUGUAUAGCUGAGGAGAUUGUCACAUACUACUGCCCCAACUGCCUGUUCGAGGUGCCUGGGAGCAACAUCAAGAGCGACGGAAAUAGAUGCACCCGCAGUUGUUUUCAAUGCCCCGUCUGCGUAGGCCCGCUGUCUGCAACCGCGAUCGACCCGCCGCCGCCCUCCAACUCCGAGAGCCAAGAGGCAUACUCCUCCGCGCUCCCUUCCUAUAUCCUCACCUGCUCGUACUGCCAAUGGACAUCCAGCGAGAUCGGCAUCAAGUUCGACAAGCCAAACGGAAUCUAUGCGCAGCUCCAGAAAAUACGCAACGGGGGCAAGACACGCCUGACGCCUAAGGAGCGCAAGGACAGGCGCAAAGAGGCUGUCACCGCCAGUACCGGCGUGAGCUCGACGGCGCUGGGCUCGUCCGCUCUGCCGCCGAUUGGAGAGGAAGCCCCGACGGCAAAACAGCAUGCCCGCGCCGGAGCAGCCGAGGAUCUCGACGUCGAGACACAGUUUGCCAACCUCAAGUCCUUCUACCAGUCCCAACUCGCAGAUGCCUCCGACAAGGGCGGUUUGUCCUCCCUCGGCGAACUGGGCAUCGGCUCGCCGGGAUCGCUGUCACGGAUCAUGAGCCUGUACACCGGCACUGGUCUUCUGGGCGACAAGAAGGCCAAGUCACGGUCCAAUGUGAUGCGCGAGUCACUUGAGCCCGAGGAAGGGCUGCAAAUCGCGGACCUGGACGAGACAAAGGCCAUCGAGCGCCUGCACAAGUCCGCGUGGUACGAGACCGCCACACAGAACCAGGCGACCUCCCAACCCCCCGUCAACGUGUGCGAGCCAAAUCUACAUGGCCGGGCGCGGUUCGUCGACGAGCUGCGGCCGGUCGCCUACCUGCUGCGCACGAAGCGCUCCAAGCGGUGCCCCGUCUGCCGGCACAUCGUGUCCAAGCCCGAGGCCAAGGUAACUAAUACGCGGUUCCGCAUCCGCCUCGUGGCGGGCAGCUACAUUCCCAGCAUCUCGAUGCGGCCGCUGCAGGCGACGUCGCUGUCGCAGAGCAUCUCCGGCAACCCUUUCGCGGGUACAUCGACGUCGGCGCCGGCGGGGCCACCGUCCCUGCUCGCGCCCCUGCGGCCCGUACAGUACCUCCUCACCUUCAAGAACCCGAUCUUCGAGCCCGUGCGGGUGACGCUGGCCACGCCGUCCGUCACGCCCGGCCGCUUCGCCAGCAAGGUGACGGUGCUGUGCCCGGAGUUCGAGAUCGACGCCAACACGGACGUGUGGGACGAGGCCCUCAAGGACAGGCGGUCGCUGCUGCAGCAGCAGAUGCAGCAGCAGUCACUGCGGGAGGACACCCCGGGCGGGGGCACGGGCCAGCCGUCCGUGGAGCCCGGCAAGGUGUGGGAGCGGGGGCGCAACUGGGUCACCAUCGUGGUCGAGGUGGUCCCCGCCAGCCUGGAGCUCGCGAGGACCAACGCGAGCCUGGUGCGCACCGGCAGCGGUGGCUGGGGCCUGGGCGGCAAGCGCGAGCUGGACAUGAGCCCGCUGCGGCCCGACGAGGACGUGCUCGAGAUCCCGAUGUUUGUGCGGCUCGAGUGGGAGACGGACGCGGCCGGUGAUGAGGGCAGGGCUGGGGACAUCAAGGGUGAUGGGAGGGAGAAGAGGGAGCUUGCGUACUGGUGUGUCAUGGGGCUGGGGAGGAUCUCCCAGGAUUGA
Diaporthe amygdali is the source of this 1917-nucleotide messenger RNA. RefSeq lists its product as uncharacterized. Gene Ontology annotation, cellular component: dynactin complex. Bases 1 to 1917 code for a protein of 638 amino acids. The record is from RefSeq and is a predicted model, not a curated record. NCBI's taxonomy places the organism in Eukaryota, Fungi, Ascomycota, Sordariomycetes, Diaporthales, Diaporthaceae. The transcript has 2 exons.